Photinus pyralis (common eastern firefly) is the source of this 1583-nucleotide messenger RNA. RefSeq lists its product as uncharacterized. NCBI's taxonomy places the organism in Eukaryota, Metazoa, Arthropoda, Insecta, Coleoptera, Lampyridae. The coding region runs from base 160 to 1581 and encodes 473 amino acids. The record is from RefSeq and is a predicted model, not a curated record. The transcript is spliced from 2 exons.
GUUCGCUAUAUAUGCGAUACAUUAUUCAGAUUUUUCCCAUUCCAAUUCGAUCAUUCGUUGAGAUCAGUCGUAUUGUAUCUGUUGGUGCGAAUUUUAUUAGUCGUAUUUUAUCUGUUAGUGUGUAUUUUCUUAGACGUAUUAUAUCUAUAGACGUGCAAGAUGUUUACCGAUUUAGUAAAACAGAUUGCAAGUAUUUUAAGUGUGCUUAGAACUAAGUAUAGUGGCAAAACCGUGAGGCAAGGGAUAAUUAAGUGUGAUAAGGCUAGACGUAGGAUUCAAGAUUCGAUGCGUAGGUCAUUAUCCAUAGGUGAAAGGCAACAUCUUGAGGCUUGUUUACGUAAUAUUAAAUCGAUGCGUAAACACUUUAAAUUAGAACAAAGGAGAGGCUUGGGUAUAUCUUUGAAUAAAGGAACCUCCACUUCGGCUUUUAGUAAUAGAAAAGAAACCGCAAAAGAUCGCGUGCAUUGGGAUGACUCCAUUUCGGCUUUUAGCAAUAGAAUACGAACUGGAGUUAUCACUAAUCUUAAACAUAAAGACCCCGGCAACUUCUUAAUGGAUUGUAAGACCAUCUUCAAAAGCCGAAUUCAUAACGCGUUGAAGCAAGAUGAGGCUGUGAAAAUAAAUGCGAUUUUUUGCGGGGAAUUUGUGAUUACUCAAGGUGAAAAGAUGCUUAAUGAGUAUAAGUACUUUACAACAUCAAAUGCGGCAAUAUAUAGGGAUACUAACAUAGAUGAGUGGUUUAAGGAGAAGGUUGAGAAACCAAUAAUGAAGAAAUUAUCGGAAUUUCAAGAACGUGAUAGUGGUUGGGGACUUAGUGCCGUUGUUAAUUUAGGAGUGAACAUUAACAAAUUUACACCUCAACUUGGCUCUUCAUAUAUUGAGUUACCUGUCCUGAUUAAGAGAAAAGAAGCUUGUAUCAACGUUAAGAACGAUGACAAUGCGUGCUUUGCGUGGGCGGUGGUUUCAGCGUUGUAUCCUGUUGAUAAACAUCCUCAAAGAAUAUCCAAAUACCCUCACUACUCUUCCGUGCUCAAGCUAAAAGGGAUCCAGUUUCCGAUGACUAUGCGACAAAUUCCGAACUUUGAAAAACAAAACAACAUCUCCAUUAACGUGUAUAUUCUGAAGAAGGAGAAAAAAGACCAGUCUAAUACGUUGCCUACCUACCUAACGAAGGAAAAGAGGGAUAAACAUGUGAACCUGCUUUUAGUGCAAGACUGCUACGAACAAUCGACCAAGUUCCAUUAUGUUUGGAUAAAAAAUCUUUCACGGCUAGUAUCGAAGCAGUUAAGCAAAGAAAAAAGGCAAAAGUAUAUUUGCGAUAGAUGUCUACAUUUUUACCGUUCUGAAGAUAAAUUACAUAAGCAUAUUAAGGAUUGCAUACAAAAGAAUGAUACAGCCAUCAAGAUGCCUACAGAGGAAAAAAAGAUGUUGAAGUUUAAAAAUUUUAAAAAUAAAAUAAAAGCCCCCUUUGUCGUAUAUGCAGAUCUCGAGAGCGUUCUGAAACCUAGCACAAAAAAGACUGCAUACCAACAACAUAUUCCAGCAGCUGUGGGAUACUACUUCAAGUGCUCAUACGAUUAAUC